AUGAAUAAAGAAUGGUACCAACAUUCAUGUGGUUGUAACCACUUAUUUGAGCUGAAACAACAUGAGAGAAUACACACUGGGGAGAAGCCUUACCACUGCUCCCAGUGUGGAAAGAGUUUUAACCAGAAAGGAAACCUGAAAACUCAUGAGAGAAUACACACAAGGGGGAAGCCUUACCGCUGCAUGCAGUGUGGAAAGAUUUUUAACGAUUUGGGAAAGCUGGAACGGCACGAGAGAAUACACAGAGGGGAGAAGCCUUACCACUGCUCCCAGUGUGGAAAGCGUUUUAACGAUUUGGGGACGCUGAAACGACACGAGAGAAUACACACAGGGGAGAAGCCUUACCACUGCUCCCACUGUGGAAAGCGUUUUAACGAUUUGUGGAAGGUGAAACGACAUGAGAGAAUACACACAGGGGAGAAGCCUUACCACUGCUCCCACUGUGGAAAGUGUUUCAACCAGUCAGGGGAGCUGAAACGACAUGAGAGAAUACACACAGGGGAGAAGCCUAUGCACACAGGGGAGAAGCCUUACCACUGCUCCCACUGUGGAAAGUGUUUCGUCCAGUCAGGGGAGCUGAAACGACAUGAGAGAAUACACACAGGGGAGAAGCCUUACCACUGCUCGCAAUGUGAAAAGAUGUAUAGGCGGAAAGGACACCUAAAAGCUCACGAGAAAAUUCAUACAGGGGAGAAGCCUUACCAAUGCUCCCAGUGUGGAAAGUGUUUCACCUGGGCAGGGGAUCUGAAAAAACACGAAAGAAUACACACAGGGGAAAAGCCUUACCCCUGCUCCCAGUGUGGCAAGUGUUUCAAUGAGACAGGGGAUCUGAAAAAACACGAAAGAAUACACACAGGGGAGAAGCCUUACCCCUGCUCCCAUUGUGGCAAGUGUUUUAACCAGUUAGGGGCCCUGAAACAGCACAAGAGAAUACACACAGGGGAGAAGCUUUACCACUGCUCCCAGUGUGGCAAGUGUUUUAACCAGUUAGGGACCCUGAAACAGCACAAGAUCAUACACACAGGGGAGAUGCAUUACCACUCCUCCCAGGGCGCAAAGCAUUUGCCCAUUUAGGAAGCCUGAAAGAACAUGAGACACAGAGGAGAAGGCUUUACAGAAGAUUAGAUUUUGGGAAAACAUAUUACUCAUAACAAUCACGUAAACAUCAUUAGAGAAUCUACACAGGAGAGAGAAAUUACUUCUCUUAGCAUGUAUAUUGAUAUUUCACAUCUCAUUGACUCACAACUCAUCAGAGAACAUACACAGUGCUCCCAUUGUCUUAUAUUGUUGACUGAUAAUGUG
This is a messenger RNA of Oncorhynchus mykiss (rainbow trout), 1302 nucleotides long. The record is from RefSeq and is a predicted model, not a curated record. Lineage: Eukaryota; Metazoa; Chordata; Actinopteri; Salmoniformes; Salmonidae.